AUGUUUUCCCUUGUCCGCCUCGUCGUCUUCCUCCUUGCCGCUGCCGCUCUCGGCGAUGCCUCGUCAACGCCUGCACCGGCAGCAACAGUUGCCAAACGGCGCAGCGAGCCGAACCCGCGCAAUGGCCGUUGGGUUGACACAUGGGCCUCAAUGCCACAAUUGACGGAACCCGCCAAUCUCCCACCCGCGCCUUUUAACCAAACCGGCGCCGUCUUCGUCAACUCCACCAUCCGCCAGACGCCGCGCCUUUCCGUAGGCGCCUCGCAGAUCCGCCUCAAGAUCUCCAACGCCUUUGGCCUCACCAACCUGCCCAUCACGGCAGUCACUGUGGCACUGGCUGCGAAUGACACGGCCGGCAUCCACCAGAUGCAGCCCAAGACGCUGCAGAAGGUCACCUUUUCAGGAAGCGACUCCAUCUCCAUCCCGAAUGGCGCCCUCGCCGUGUCGGAUCCCCUCAACUUUCCAAUCAAGCCAAGAGCUCUGCUGUCCGUGUCCAUCUACCUGAAGGACGGCCAGACGACCAACUCAAUCACGAGCCACCCUGGCAGUCGGACUACGAGUUGGUGGCAGUUUGGGAAUGCCGUUGAUGCUGCCUCCCUUGCGGUGACUGACCCGUCCACGCAAAGCGCAGCUCACUGGUACUUCCUUUCCAGCAUCGAGGCGUGGGUACCGCCCUCACAUGGCAGCCUGGUCAUCGUGGGAGAUAGCAUCACGGACGGCCGCGGCUCGGAAACGAACAAGAACAAUCGCUGGCCGGAUCUUCUGCACGAGCGUCUACAAAAGUCCCCUUCCACCCGUCACAUCUCCAUCGCCAACCUUGCGGCUGGCGGUAACAGGAUACUGAACGAUGGCCUCGGACCCAACGCUCUUGGACGCAUCGAUCGCGACGUCCUCGCCCACCCGGGAGUCAAGUACGCAAUGAUCUUCGAAGGGGUCAACGACAUCGGAACCGCCGACACGACCCCAGCAGCUCAGGACUAUGUUUACCAGCGUCUCACGCAAACUUACCAGCAGAUGGUGACGCGCAUCCACGCUUUCGGCAUUCCCGUCCUGGCCGCGACCAUCACGCCCUUCUCUGCUCCCGCAAACUUCACGGGCCAGCCGUAUUCGCAUCCCGAACGCGAAAAGACGAGGACCAGAAUCAAUGACUGGAUCCGGAAAAGCGGUGUCUUUGACGCAGUCGUGGAUUUCGAUGCUAUGCUCCGGGAUCCGCAGAUACCGAGCCAGUUGAAGAGCGAGUUUGAUAGUGGUGAUUAUCUGCAUCCUAGUGUCAAGGGGUACCAGCGCUUGGCGGAUGCGUUUCCAGUGGGCGUUUUUCGAGAGUGGGAAAGGGGCGCCGAUGAGUUUGUGUAG
This is a messenger RNA of Westerdykella ornata, 1353 nucleotides long. RefSeq names its product SGNH hydrolase. NCBI's taxonomy places the organism in Eukaryota, Fungi, Ascomycota, Dothideomycetes, Pleosporales, Sporormiaceae. Gene Ontology annotation, molecular function: hydrolase activity, acting on ester bonds. The record is from RefSeq and is a predicted model, not a curated record. The coding region runs from base 1 to 1353 and encodes 450 amino acids. The transcript has 2 exons.